AAAAUGUCUGAUGACAGAAAAGAAGAAGAUGAGGAGGAAGAAGUCACCUGUCAGCCUCUUCCCCCUCCUCCAGCCUCUGUUGCCUUGGAGACAAUGAUGUCACUGAGGAGGCAGGAUCUGGUGUGCAUUGUGUGUUUCGGAAGCUACGACCUGGCAAAGCGGCUGCCUAGGCGACUACACUGUGGCCACACCUUCUGCCAGGCAUGUCUGAAGAGACUGAACACAGUCAUCAACGAACAGGUGUGGAUCCCGUGUCCUCAGUGCCGGCAGAACACGCCUUCACCCAGAGGAGGUGCCGCAGCUCUGGACCUGGACCUGGCCACCUUCCUGGGAGUGAAGGCCUGCACCUCCUCCUCCUCCUCCUCCUCCUGGAGCUCCAGUCGCAGAGAGGGCCUGUCAGCAGCAGACGCAGCCCAGGACGGGAAGCUGUGGCUGGGGAAGGAGGCUGUGGAUGAUGGUUGGUCGCACGGAGGGCUGGCUGAGCCCCGCUUCCAUCACUAUGGCAACUGCUGUCCACCACUUUCCUAUUGGUUGUGCUGCUGGUUCUGUUGCCCAGGGCGGGGCUAACAACAAUGGGUGGGGCUAGAAGGGCUCAAUGAUGAAAAUUUAGUUCACUCUUUAUUGGUCCCUGAGUUCCUCCUUAAUGCAAUUUAAUCAAAGGGGAUAUUUUGACCGUUUCCAGUGAAGAGGUAAACAAGAACUAAAGAUAAUUUAAUUACCAUGGUAACUAGGCAACAAGUGCUUCACAACAAAAUACCUGAACAUGAAAAAGAGUUAACCAGAAACACAAACCUAAGAAAUGACUUUUUAGCUGUGUUUUAAAAGUGACUUUGAGUCUACAGAUCUGAACCUCGGGGGGAGAGCGUUCCAGAGUCUGGGGGCCACUAUUGCAAAAGCUCUGACUCAGCCUUGUAUGAUGCACAGCCAGUAGGCCCUGAUUAGAUGACCUCAGGAACAUCCUGGGUACCUAUGGAUGUAAAAGUUUACUGAUGCAAGUUGGUGCAUGAAGAGCUCCUUAAACCUUAUGUUUAAGGCUGGAAAUCACCUGUUACAGUUUCUGAUCGCUUAUAGCAGGUCAUAUAGUUGUUGGCUUUUCUUUGUUUUCUCUGUAGUAUUGUAGAGUCUUUACCUUACAAUAUAAAGCACCUUGAAAAAAAGUUACAUUGAAUUAAACUGGAUUGAAUUGAAAUGCAUGAAUCACUAACCUGUGAUCUUCCCUCACCCCUUGAUAGCUUAGACUCCAGCUUACCCAGGACCCCAAACUAGACAAGCAGUACAAGUAUGGAUAGAGAAUGGCUGAGAGGAUGAUGGAUGAUGAUGGAUUGAUGGAUGGAUAGUGACUAUGAAAGUAUAGACCUGUCUCUGCUGUUUGACCUGGUAGUUACUAAAAAUAAUGGAGCUCUGUAAAAUGUAAAUAAAAGCAGAAUGCAAUGAUCUGCCAAUCAUCGAAUGCUUUUAUUUUACUGAGAAC
Messenger RNA from Haplochromis burtoni (Burton's mouthbrooder), 1471 nucleotides. It is a transcript of the gene rnf224, whose product is annotated as ring finger protein 224. The transcript is spliced from 2 exons. The record is from RefSeq and is a predicted model, not a curated record. Lineage: Eukaryota; Metazoa; Chordata; Actinopteri; Cichliformes; Cichlidae. Bases 4 to 567 code for a protein of 187 amino acids.